This is a messenger RNA of Salvelinus sp. IW2-2015, 1996 nucleotides long. Its product is annotated as heat shock protein HSP 90-alpha-like. Gene Ontology annotation, biological process: protein folding; cellular response to heat; protein stabilization. Gene Ontology annotation, cellular component: neuronal cell body; protein-containing complex; plasma membrane. Gene Ontology annotation, molecular function: ATP hydrolysis activity; disordered domain specific binding; ATP binding. Lineage: Eukaryota; Metazoa; Chordata; Actinopteri; Salmoniformes; Salmonidae. The record is from RefSeq and is a predicted model, not a curated record.
CUGUAGAAGCACAGUUUAGGAAGAGUCCAGACGGUUCUAGAAGCUGAGGAUUUCUCGAAGACGUUCAGCUGGUAUAAAACCUUGCCAGUUGUCCUCCUCCUCCCCAUCUUUGCCGUUAGUUGUCUGGGUUGUGUUUGGUCGGGGACCAACUUCUGAAGAAGAGUACAGGGACAUUUCCAUCCACAGUAAGAUGCCGGAAGCCCAUGACGCUCCGAUGGAGGAGGAGGCAGAGACCUUUGCCUUCCAGGCUGAGAUCGCCCAGCUGAUGUCCCUGAUCAUCAACACCUUCUACUCCAACAAAGAGAUCUUCCUUAGGGAGCUCAUCUCCAACUCCUCAGAUGCUCUGGACAAAAUCCGCUAUGAGAGCCUGACAGACCCGACCAAGAUGGACUCUGGCAAGGACCUGAAGAUCGAGGUCAUUCCCAACAAGGAGGAGCGCACCCUGACCCUGGUUGACACAGGCAUCGGCAUGACCAAGGCCGACCUGAUCAACAACCUGGGAACCAUCGCUAAGUCUGGCACCAAGGCCUUCAUGGAGGCCCUGCAGGCUGGAGCUGACAUCUCUAUGAUCGGGCAGUUCGGUGUGGGUUUCUACUCCGCCUACCUGGUGGCUGAGAGGGUGACUGUCAUCACCAAGCACAACGAUGAUGAGCAGUACAUCUGGGAAUCCUCUGCUGGCGGAUCCUUCACUGUCAAAGUCGACACAUCAGCUGAGUCUAUUGGUCGUGGCACCAAGGUGAUUCUGUACCUGAAGGAUGACCAGACAGAAUAUUGUGAGGAGAAACGGGUCAAAGAAAUCGUAAAGAAGCACUCCCAGUUCAUCGGAUACCCCAUCACACUCUUUGUGGAGAAGGAGCGCGACAAGGAAGUGAGUGAUGAUGAGGCAGAGGAGGAGGAGAAGGAGAAGAAGGAUGGGGAAGGAGAGGAGGACAAACCUGAUAUUGAGGACGUAGGCUCAGACGAGGAGGAUGACCAUGAUCAUGGCCAUGACGGCGCAUGUGGGGACAAGAAGAAGAAGAAGACGAAGAAGAUCAAGGAGAAGUACAUUGACCAGGAGGAGCUGAACAAGACCAAGCCCCUUUGGACUCGUAACCCUGAUGACAUCACCAAUGAGGAGUACGGAGAGUUCUACAAGAGCCUGACCAAUGACUGGGAGGAACACCUGGCUGUCAAGCACUUCUCAGUGGAGGGCCAGCUGGAGUUCCGUGCACUGCUCUUUGUGCCUCGCCGCGCGCCCUUUGACCUCUUUGAGAACAAGAAGAAGAAGAACAACAUCAAGCUGUACGUCAGGAGGGUCUUCAUCAUGGACAACUGUGACGAUCUGAUCCCUGAGUACCUCAACUUCAUCAAGGGUGUGGUGGACUCUGAGGAUCUCCCCCUGAACAUCUCCAGAGAGAUGCUGCAGCAGAGCAAAAUCCUCAAGGUGAUCCGCAAGAACCUGGUCAAGAAGUGUAUCGAGCUUUUCACAGAACUCUCAGAGGACAGAGAGAACUACAAGAAGUACUACGAGCAGUUCUCCAAGAACAUCAAGCUGGGUAUCCAUGAGGACUCUCAGAACCGUAAGAGGCUGUCAGACAUGCUGCGCUACUACACCUCAGCCUCAGGGGACGAGAUGGUCUCCCUGAAGGACUACGUCACACGCAUGAAGGACACCCAGAAACACAUCUACUACAUCACAGGCGAGACCAAAGACCAGGUGGCCAACUCCGCGUUCGUGGAGCGCCUUCGCAAGGCCGGCCUGGAGGUGAUCUACAUGAUUGAACCCAUUGAUGAGUACUGUGUCCAGCAGCUGAAGGAGUACGAUGGCAAGAACCUGGUCUCUGUGACCAAGGAGGGUCUGGAGCUGCCUGAGGAUGAGGACAUGAAGAAGAGACAGGAAGAGCAGAAGUCUCAGUUUGAGAACCUCUGCAAGAUCAUGAAGGACAUCCUGGAGAAGAAAGUUGAGAAGGUGAGGACGCUUAAUCACACACUGCUUACACAGAUAUCAUGUUGCUGA